This is a messenger RNA of Sitodiplosis mosellana (orange wheat blossom midge), 604 nucleotides long. RefSeq lists its product as uncharacterized. The record is from RefSeq and is a predicted model, not a curated record. The transcript is spliced from 2 exons. The annotation marks the transcript as partial. NCBI's taxonomy places the organism in Eukaryota, Metazoa, Arthropoda, Insecta, Diptera, Cecidomyiidae.
AUGGUAUCUGGACCUGAUGGAAUACCAAAUAUUUUUGUCAAAGAAUGUACUACAGCACUGUUGAAGCCAAUAACACACAUGCUGAAGAAAUCAUUAGACACUGGAUUUGUGCCUGAAAUUUGGAAAAGUUCAUUCGUUAGACCGGUGCACAAAAGCGGUGUUAAAGCUAAAGUUAAAAACUAUCGUGGUGUAGCUCUGCAUACGUUGCGUGUCUUCGACUCAAUGGAUCAAUCAAACAACUAUGAGUUGAUGUGCUGUUUUCAGCACCAUAAGGAUAUUCGUUUAGAUCGCUUUGCACUUCAAUUGAGUUGUGAAUUCCAUUGUAUCGUUUUCAGUACGUUGCGUGUCUUCGACUCAAUGGAUCAAACAAACAACUAUGAGCUGAUGUGCUGUUUUCAGCACGAUAAGGAUAUUCGUUUAGAUCGUUUUGAACUUCAAUUGAGUUGUGAAUUCCAUUGUAACGUUUUCAGUACGUUGCGUUUCUUCGACUCAAUGGAUCAAUCAAACAAUUAUGAGUUGAUAUGCUGUUUUCAGCACGAUAAGGAUAUUCGUUUAGAUCGUUUUGCACUUCAAUUGAGUUGUGAAUUCCAUUGUAACGUUUUCA